CUUCGACCUGGAACGGCAGGUCGAUACUCUCAUGGUAUUAUUUCCAAGAACUUGUGGCAGAAUAUUACUAGUUGCAUUUUCGUCUCAGUGCCUGAGAUGUCUCUGCUCGUCCUGAUUCUUGCCAGUGCGGGCUUGCUUCAAGCAGCCAAUUCGCAUUCUGUUCCCCGUGUCAAUACGGCGGCCGUCAUUGACUUUGUCAUUCCCAAGACCAAACUCAAUUUUGCACAAAACAACGUUUCUGCGAAGUGGGCGCCCGGUUACCCCAAGGCCUGGGGUUCUGAAAGUUUCAAUUACCAAUUCAACGAGCCAUCACCCGACGAUGUCUUUGGAAGCGUGGUCACCGAGGACGAGAAAUACCUUGCGCUGUUCAACGGAUCGCACGUGAAAUUCAUCGACCUGGACACCAACGCCACAGCCUCAACCUUUUCUCUUCGGGUCCCAGAUGGCAAUGUGGCACAGACUCUCACCCUUCGACCGGCCUCGAAAGGCGGAUAUGACGUCUUCACAACUGGCGCAAGGUAUCGAUACGACUACGCAGCCUUCACUGUACGGCAAUAUAUAGGACCAGACCUCCAACCUGUCGGCCCUCCGAUAACCUACGAGGGUGGUAUUGGCGCCAUCAGCAAGCAAGGCAAGCUGGCCUCACCCUACGGGUACAUAUACGACUUGGAGACUACUAGUGACGCUCCAGUUGCCACACUGGACGGCCAGCCUGAUAUCACAGACCUCAGCUUCGCCCCAGACGGUGUGCACUUGGCAACGGUCAGCUGGCACGAACAAACGGCGGACCUAUGGAAUGCUACUUCUGGCGAGAAAAUCUUCACGUUCCCCGCGACCAAAGCACAAAACUGGGCUACCCGCUUCUCACCCGACGGGAAAUACAUCGCCAUUGUGGUAGGCAGCGGCAACAUGACUGUGCAAAUCUACACCCUCAGCAACCUCACAGCUGCCCCCCUUGAAAUCAAGGGCUUCAACGACUGGCCCCGUCAGCUGGACUGGAGUCCCACCAGCCAGCAGAUGAUUAUCGGCGACAAUGGUCGAUUGCGAAUCUUCAACAUACCUUCCGCCGAGGUCGUUCAAACAUGGCAGGUCGACGUCCGUGAAUACGUCUAUAACCCUGUAGACACCAAGUGGUUUGACAAUGGCAGUAAGCUUACUUGGGUGUGGCGCGAUGGACGGUACUUGUACGACUUCGACAAGAAUGUUGAGUGGCUCUGGACUGUUCGCAACACUGAUCAUUCCUGGGGUAGCUCUCGCUUCUCGUUGCUAAAGAAGAGAGAUUAUGCCGUCACUCACGAUGGUGACUCCACGGUGCGCUUUUGGAAGAUCUAGGAGUCAAAUUUUGCUGGAAUUCCGGAAGCGUGCAUGUCAGAUGGAAACUGAAGACGAUUCGAGGGCAGCAUGUAUGGUACUUAGUAAAGCGAACGAGGUCAGCUUGAAAGCACUGAUGUCAAAUACACUAGUAGUAUUGAAGCCAG
This is a messenger RNA of Canariomyces notabilis, 1478 nucleotides long. Its product is annotated as YVTN repeat-like/Quino protein amine dehydrogenase. Gene Ontology annotation, molecular function: protein binding. Bases 97 to 1332 code for a protein of 411 amino acids. The transcript has a single exon. The record is from RefSeq and is a predicted model, not a curated record. Lineage: Eukaryota; Fungi; Ascomycota; Sordariomycetes; Sordariales; Chaetomiaceae.